Chenopodium quinoa (quinoa) is the source of this 1467-nucleotide messenger RNA. RefSeq lists its product as uncharacterized. The coding region runs from base 145 to 687 and encodes 180 amino acids. The transcript has a single exon. NCBI's taxonomy places the organism in Eukaryota, Viridiplantae, Streptophyta, Magnoliopsida, Caryophyllales, Amaranthaceae. The record is from RefSeq and is a predicted model, not a curated record.
ACCAUUGACCGUUGAGUCAAACCUUAAAUUUUCUAUUUAACAUUCACAUUGACUAUAUAAUGUAAAUGCUUAGCUUAUCAACAUUAUCCCAUAACACCAAAUUUGUAAGUUAUAAGUUACAAAUCAAAACCAUAGUAUAUUAUAAUGUCGUGUUAUUCCAGUGAAUGGCCGUAUGACCAAGAUCAAAGUACUGGUAAUUCGAGUUUAAUGAGUCAUUAUUUGAAUGAUCUAAGGCCAGCAACUAAGAAGAAAUCUAGAUGCUCAAAAAAGCAGUCACCUGUAACAAUAUUGAAUGCUGAUGUAUCGAAUUUUCGAGCUUUGGUGCAGCAGCUAACAGGCCGCCCUAGCGAGCCUACUAGGCUCAGGGCGAAGAAAGGUCCGCUUACCAUUAACUUUAGGCAAGCAAAAGAGGUUGAUGAUGUUAUGUUUCCGUUCGGGUUCAGUAAUAACAAGUACCAUCAUCAGCAGCAGCCUAUAUAUGCUCAACAUAAGCAACAAGGUUUUUCGGGACCUCGUGUAGGUGAUCAUAUGAUGUUGUUAAGCAAUGAGCAAAGCAGUCAGACAUCAGUUUCAAGAGUUAUUGAUCAGCCUAGGAUGAAUAUGGAGGAGUUUGAUGAUAUCAAUAUCGAUAAGUGUUUAGAAGAGCUAGCUAGCAUAGAUGGGAGUGGCUACCACCACCAUUGUUGACAGUAGUGAUGUAUGAUGAUCGUUCUCUACUUCUUUUAUCUUUUACUUGGUUCACUCUUUAACACUUUUUUCAUUGUUGUAAUAGACUUGUUUCCUCUUUUAAUACAUCUGAGAUCUGAGUGUGAUUUGUGUAAGUGUAUUUUUGGCAUUUUUUAUAACAAUUUUUUUUUUAUUAUUUAUUUAUUUAUUUUGUGUUUUUUGAAAAAACACAUUAUAGAUUUUUUUUGUUAGUAAAAGCACACCUAAAACCAUUAUUUUUUUUUUCGCAAUGUAAUAGUUUAACCUGGCGUUACUUUGCACAUGUGGAUUACAUGAUCUCAUAAAACCACCUUUCUUUAUUUUUUUUCCCUUUUCCCUCACCGCCACCACCACCGAUUAACUACCGCCCUCACCAGCACCAUCUCACCCAAUGAAGCUAAGCUACUCCCUUGAAAAACCGGAUAUUUUACCAAAACGGCUAAUUUGAGAAAAAUAUUUACCAAAACGGCUAAUUAUAAAAUUUAAUUCCCAAACUAGCUAAUUUAUUAACUUGGAAGUAAUUGUAUCUAUUUCUUAUUUUUCUUUGAACUUGUUUGGUUCACUUUAUUUUUUUUUUUAUUUUUUUUUUUGUUUUUCUUAAUAUUCAAAAAGAUUUUUUAAGUUGGAAAAUUUAAUCAAUAUACAAAAUACGGAGUAUGCAAAUAGUGGCAGUACUCUAAGUUUGAUUAAAAAAAAAUGCCUAAUUUUUCUUCUAGAUCAUAUCAAUCACAAAAAUUUGAAAUUUGAAAUAGUAAUGUUCUA